Cariama cristata (Red-legged seriema) is the source of this 1063-nucleotide messenger RNA. RefSeq names its product leucine rich repeat containing 58 (gene LRRC58). NCBI's taxonomy places the organism in Eukaryota, Metazoa, Chordata, Aves, Cariamiformes, Cariamidae. Bases 1 to 636 code for a protein of 211 amino acids. Gene Ontology annotation, molecular function: protein binding. The transcript is spliced from 4 exons. The record is from RefSeq and is a predicted model, not a curated record.
AUGGCUGCCGCCUGGCAGCGUUUAGAGUUUCUAUACCUUGGAGGAAAUUUCAUUACUGAGAUUCCACCUGAAUUAGCAAACCUGCCUUCUCUAAGCUAUCUAGUUCUGUGUGACAACAAGAUCCAGAGCAUUCCACCUCAGCUGGCACAGCUGCAUUCCCUGCGUUCCCUUAGCCUGCACAAUAACCUGCUGACUUACCUUCCUCGAGAGAUCCUUAACCUGGUUCACCUGGAAGAGCUGAGCUUGCGUGGGAACCCACUGGUGGUUCGGUUUGUGCGUGACUUGACCUACAAUCCCCCGAGCCUUCAGGAACUAGCUGGACGCACAAUUAAAACUCGCAGUGUUCCCUACGCUCCCUGCGAUCUCCCGGAGAAUCUUGUCCGGUAUCUGAGCUUGGCCAGCAACUGUCCCAAUCCUAAAUGCGGGGGUGUCUACUUUGACAGCUGCGUCAGACAAAUCAAGUUCGUUGACUUCUGUGGGAAGUAUCGCCUCCCGCUGAUGCACUACCUGUGCUCCCCAGAGUGCUCCUCUCCCUGCAGCUCUGCCUCCCAGAGCUCUACUUCCCAGAGCGAGUCUGACUCUGAGGAUGAAGCCAGCGUCGCUGCGCGGAGGAUGCAGAAAGUCCUUCUGGGAUAACAGGGAGCGAGAGGGGAAGGCCGGCAGGAAAAUGUGUUUGAAAAGCAAUAAUGGAACGGCAAAGCAUGAGCCUCUGGCCUGAAGGGCUCACAAGAAACUGUCCUCAAGUCCAUUUAAGGGGCAGAACAUCUUAGCAAGCCUAGACUUGUUUGAUGCAGUGCUACUUAGGAGAACUAACUCAGUGGCAUACUGCCUGUAGGGUGCCUGGGGUUGUUAGAAACAUCUCCUGUCUGGGAGACACCCCCCCCACCUCGUAUGGGCUGAGGAGAGGGAUUUGUUCUCACUGGCGGAUUGAGAAGGGUUUUAAUAUGUGACACUUCACUGGACUUCAGUCGUCCUGCAGAGCAAAGGAGGCUGUCCAGAUCUUUUAACACUGUGGUAAAUCAGAAACAGGCUAAUGAUGCCAUGUGAGUAUGUUUGGACCCCA